GGUUUCAUCCAGUUUGCGUUUGCUAGUCCUCAGGACAGGAAGCAGGCCGACAGCUCGUGAAGAUGGAGCUCGGUCCAGACUCUGCUGCCCGUCUUGUAGACAUAUGACAUCCGCAGUGUCACGGUGCGGGUUCCGCGCGCUCGGGGCAUGAAGCGCCUGUGGACUGGGGUCGGACAUGCUUGUAGCCGGCUGCUAUUAGCUUAGCUCCUGCUUCUCUCGCUGCAGGAACAACGUCUGGCUGCUGGAGGCUCAGCUGAUCCGCUGCAGAGCGACUGGAUGAUGCUGAGGCCUUAACUGUCAGCUCGGUGACGCUGCGCUCGCUCAACAAAAUCAGCUGAUGUCAUCCAUUGCUGACAUGUCGUCGCAGCUCCAGGUCUUCUCCUCCCCCUCCGUUUCCUCCAGUGGCUACUCUCGGCCAAAGAGGCUCAAAGUUGAGAACCCUUCGUGGGACGUCUCCAACCAGUUGGCGGAUAGCGGCUACUAUCAGCAGAGCCCCUCCCAGGGAGCCGCCCCCUCCACCUCCGGCUCUAACUUUGACCUGGUGUACAACUCCAACCAGGUUCCCCCUCCUACAGCCGGCUCCAGGGAGCAGACGGUGGUACGGGCCGCGGACAGCACAGGACACGCUUCCUCCUCCUCUUCUUCCUCCUCCACCUCCUCCAGCCGACACGUCAAGGAUGCGGGUUCCUCCUCGCAGCACUGCGAGAUUUACCAAAAGCAAUACAGCUUGAAGAGGAAGAGCGAGGAGGUGGACAGCAGCGACAGCGUCCAGAUACUGGAGGAGCUCUCUGCGCCUGUGGUGUCGAACCGAGCCGGCGGAGGAGGGGGAACCACUACAGCUCAGUCCAUCGCUCACUCCACCUCCACCACCAAAAGUAGCAACUCUCACAGCGAGGGAGACUACCAGCUGGUCCAGCAUGAGAUCCUGUGCUCCAUCUCCAACAGUUAUGAGGUGCUUGAGUUCCUGGGGCGCGGCACUUUUGGACAGGUAGCAAAAUGUUGGAAACGGGGAACCAAUGAGAUCGUUGCCAUUAAAAUACUGAAGAACCAUCCAUCUUAUGCUCGGCAAGGCCAAAUCGAGGUGAGCAUCCUCAGCAGGCUGAGCACUGAGAACGCCGAUGAGUUUAACUUUGUGCGCUCAUAUGAGUGUUUCCAACACAAGAACCACACGUGCCUGGUGUUCGAGAUGCUGGAGCAGAACCUCUACGACUUCCUGAAGCACAGCAAGUUCAGCCCUCUGAUGCUCAAGUGCAUCCGGCCCAUCCUGCAGCAGGUGGCCACGGCGCUGAUGAAGCUGAAGAGCCUGGGCCUGAUCCACGCCGACCUGAAGCCUGAGAACAUCAUGCUGGUGGACCCUCUGAGGCAGCCGUACAGGGUGAAGGUCAUCGACUUUGGCUCCGCCAGCCACGUGUCCAAAGCGGUUUGCUCCACCUACCUGCAGUCCAGAUAUUACAGAGCUCCAGAGAUCAUUCUAGGUCUCCCUUUCUGCGAAGCGAUCGACAUGUGGUCUUUGGGGUGUGUCAUUGCCGAGCUGUUCCUGGGAUGGCCCCUUUAUCCGGGAGCAUCGGAGUACGACCAGAUUCGAUAUAUUUCUCAGACACAGGGUCUCCCAGCAGAGUACCUGCUGAGCGCAGGAACCAAGACCAGCCGCUUUUUCAACCGAGGCCCCGACUCCAGCUAUCCUCUCUGGAGGCUGAAAACUCCUGCAGAACAUGAGGCUGAGAUGGGCAUCAAGUCAAAGGAGGCAAGAAAGUACAUCUUCAACUGCUUGGAUGAUAUGAUGCAGGUCAACAUGACCAGCCUAGAGGGCACAGACAUCCUGGCAGAGAAGGCCGACAGACGAGAGUUCAUCGACCUGCUAAAAAAGAUGCUAACUCUUGACGCCGACAAGAGGAUCACGCCCAUGAAGACGCUGAACCAUCCCUUUGUUACCAUGACGCACCUCCUGCACUUCCCCCACAGCUCACACGUGAAGUCUUGCUUCCAAAACAUGGACAUAUGCAAACGUAGAUGCAGCGCAUUUGAGAACGGGAAGAACAUGUUUGCGAGCAGCAGCACCCCGAGCGCAGCCGCCAACCUCACCGUCACGUUCAGCAGCCAGCUGAACCAACACAAUCAGAUGGCGUCAACAGGAGGCCAGUCGCUGUCGCUCAGCAGCAAUGUCCCACUGCUCAACUAUCAGCCGGGUCUCUAUCAGCAGGCCACCAUCAACAUCCCAGGCCUGACUCAGCAGAGCGUCCCGCUGCAGACCAGACCGACUCAGCUGUGUGCGCAGACGGAACCGUUUCAGCAGACGCUCAUCGUCUGCCCUCCCACCAUCCAGGGGCUCCAAACUACCAGUAAGCCUUCCGGUUACCCCGUGAGAAUGGAUAAUUCUGUACCCUUAGUGGCUCAAAACCAGUCCUCCCAGUCUCUUCACAUCCAGCCCAGCAUGCUGACUCAGCAGGGCUGGCCAGCGGGGACACAGCAGAUCCUCAUCCCUUCCACCUGGCAGCAGAUGCCCGGCAUGUCCAUCCACAACCCGGGUCAGGCCGUGGUCCCCGAUUCGCCUGUCGGAGCUCCGCUGUCUGAUGGCCAACAGGCCGCUGGAUGGAGGGGUCGUCAUGGCAACCAGUAUGAAGGAGGCAGCCAGCAGGACUCCGGUGCCAGCCGCCAUUCCGGCGUGCAGAACCACAGCUCAGGGGGCGCUCAUGCAAGAUCCCAACAAGGCAAGAGAUGGAAGGGUCGACAUGGCGACGGCAGAGCCAGGCUGCAUUCGGCCUCCACUGUCGUCCACAGCGCUUCUCUCCCCGGUGACCAGUCUCAGCCGAUCAUCAUCUCCGACACGCCGAGCCCCGCCGUCAGCAUCAUCACCAUUCACAGUGACUCGGAGGACGAGGGUGAGACAAAGGUCAUGGCUGCCUGCUCUGGAACGAGCCAGAGAACAAACGUGAUCAGCUGCGUGACGGUGCACGACUCCCAUGACUCGGACUCUUCCAGCAACAGCAGCCCCCUGAGGCCUGAGACCAACUCGCAGCCCUCCAAGUCUCUGGCCAUCGUCAUGCCCUCGGUGAAGACUCAACCCGUGGAGAGCUCAGCCAGCAAGUCCACCGCAGCUUUAGAUCAGGCAGCUGGCGUCUCUGCAAAGUCCAAGAAGGCGUCUGCCCAAUCGUCCUGCAGGUCCGGUGAUUCCACCGCCGAUCGUCAUCAGCGGGUGGCGUCCAGCAGAUCUCAGCCCCUCAACCUCAGUCAGGUGCAGCAGUCUUUGAUGCCAUCGCACGGUCAUACAGGAAGUAGUGGCUCCUUACGCCGUCAGCCCACGUACCCCCCGCCCGUUUCCUCCCACUCGUCUUACCGCCUUCAAGACGGCGCCCUCUUCAGUUCGACCCCGAACCUGUACACCUACCCGGCCUCGGCCGCCCUGGCCUCCGUGUCGCAGGCCGUGGAUCAGAUGCAGGGCGGCAGGCCAAGCGGAGGGUUCUCCUCUCUGGCUCUGCUGCAGAAGAACGCCAGCUUGGCCCUCGGAGGCUCAGCAGCCGGACAGUACAGCAACCAACAGCCCUUCCAACGAUCCAGUGCUGCGUACCAGAGAAAACUCAACCAGUAUCCCCCUUACCUGUGACAGCUGGCUUAGCGACACCGUCAUCGGGAACCAAGCCCUUCCCAGAGCGUGCCGUUAUUUUAAACCAGGCUCUAGGUCAUUUAAAUCUGCUGCAUCACUGUGACGAGCAGCGCAGCCGUUUGGGGAGAGUCGACCUACAUCCUAAAUUAAAACUAGAUGUAGGCUCUGUGCUGCUUUUCAUUUAGUUUUAAUUUGGACUGACUCUUAUUUCUUUUACAUUUAUAGAUCCACUGCCUUAUAAGGGCAGCUUCCUUUAUUUAAAUAUGUAACGUCUGCACAUUGUGGUAAGUUGGAUUAAUACGUUGGAGUAAUGGAUGUGGUGUUUGUAUUUUAACUUUAUUCUCAAACAUAAGAACAUUAACGUGCCGUGCUCUGUACCGAU
This is a messenger RNA of Cyprinodon variegatus (sheepshead minnow), 3983 nucleotides long. RefSeq names its product homeodomain-interacting protein kinase 1-like (gene hipk1a). Lineage: Eukaryota; Metazoa; Chordata; Actinopteri; Cyprinodontiformes; Cyprinodontidae. Bases 338 to 3601 code for a protein of 1087 amino acids. Gene Ontology annotation, biological process: peptidyl-threonine phosphorylation; intrinsic apoptotic signaling pathway in response to DNA damage by p53 class mediator; peptidyl-serine phosphorylation. Gene Ontology annotation, molecular function: protein tyrosine kinase activity; ATP binding; protein serine/threonine kinase activity. The record is from RefSeq and is a predicted model, not a curated record. The transcript has 16 exons. Gene Ontology annotation, cellular component: nucleus; PML body; cytoplasm.